Molecule: messenger RNA, 1386 nt
Organism: Parascedosporium putredinis
Lineage: Eukaryota; Fungi; Ascomycota; Sordariomycetes; Microascales; Microascaceae
Source: the annotation of a GenBank genome assembly
AUGGAGGCUGAAAUCCGAGACGAGGACUACCGAUUAGGGUCCUCGGCCAUCGACGAUCCCCUCUCCCAGCAUCGCCCGUCAUCUCAUCUCCAACAGCCAUUCCAGCACCAGCCGUACCACCAACAGCACCUCUACUCCGACUUUCCCACCCAGCGCCUCCAGCCCGCUGACCUGGCCUCUUCCCUCGACCCUCACCAUCACCCGCCUUACGCCGAUCCGACUUUUCCACCCCAUCCUCCCCCAGCCGACGCCCGUCUCAAUACUGCCCAACCUGCCCGAACCUCUGCCUCCUCGCCGGGCCGCAGGUACACCGAUGCCAAUCUGAGCGCAGUCGCCGCCAAUGAUCGAGCCGCGAUCCCGAUAGAUCCACAUGAUUUCUACCGUAGUUAUCAGGACACGAAUACUGGUGCACUAGUUGCCCACGAACUCGACUCCGAUCUCCCAAUGGCCACCACCGCCCCAUCGCGAGGCCAGGACACCUCGUCCCCCUCGACCGCCGCUCAUUCCUCCUCACGACUCCCCUCCGGUGCCAGCAGCUCGCGAACUCCCCUCCGUCAAAACUUGCGUUCCGUCUCUGCUCCUCUUGGGGACGAUCGUUCCUCUACCAACCCUUCCAAGGCCGGUUCAGCUGGCCAGCCAAGUGUCAAGGAUCUCCGGAAAAAGUUUGAUCAGGGCGGCUCUGCCUCCAUGAUCCCACGCCCGCCAGCCCGUUCCUCGCUGGUUCACCGUCCUACUUACUCGUCUAGGAGCAGAGCGACGACCCCAACCGGUGGGCCCUCCACCACCAACACCGCCGCCGGUCAGUCUUCCUCUACGGCGUCCUCCAGGUCCAGCAGUUCGCGAAACCAGUCGUCAAUCACCGACCCCACCCGAUCGAGCAGGCCCAAGUCAUCUCAAAACAACAACGGGCAAUCAUUCGCCAAUCGCGUUAACAAACCCAAGUCGAGCACUUCUUCCAAAUCCACAGGCACAAGAUCUACGACGCAGUCCUCCCGCGAGCGCGCCCCAGCAUCCUCGUCAUCCUCCGCUGUCUCGCACUCGCGGAACCCUUCUCGCGCUUCCCAGCCUAUACUAUUUGGCGAGAUCCUUCCGGAUCAGCGAGACACCCUGGCUGUAGGAUACGGCAUCGAAAAUGCCCUUCCGCGGGCCCCAUCGGACACCGAUUCCGAUUCACGGCGGCGGACUUUUUCCGAUAUGGGGGACGGCGUUCCGGAUUCGCCAACAGACUGGUAUCGACCCGAAUCUGCUCGCCGUGCUAGCGAGCUCUCGACACGAUCAUCCGCCACACUACACCCCAAUCUACACGAUGGUAGCUACGCUGGGGCUGCGCCGCCUUCCUCCCCGGGCCCCGCCGCCGGCCAACUUCCCCCAAGUCAAGCGACCUAG